UUUAUUGCAUGAAUGGAUGGGUGAGUUUAGGCCAAGAAAAAAAAUCGAUCCAAAACGUCUUUUGUGCACACAGAGAGAGCAUUGUAUUGGUAUUAUAAAUGCAUGCUUGCAUAUUCGGAGGUUGUUGGUUCCUUUGUCUCCCGCACGGUAUAAAACCCAGCCGUCGUUCUGUCCUUCUUUUUAUGCACCUCAUGAAGUGGAAUCCAAUCUCUUUCAACUAUAUUAAAACGACUCUUCCAUAUUCGGCACAUGUGACAUUGCGAUUUAAACAUCAGCCACUGCGGUCAUCAUCGGCACGCCGCGGUAAGGGUCGAUACACUGCGGUAAAACAUCGGCAUACUACAGUAAACGUGAGCACACUUCGAUAAUCAUGAAAGGCGAGCCAGGUUCACACUUCAACCGCAGCGGUUGGACCAUGGCUAUGGCCGCGUUCAUACAUUUAACUUUCACCUACGGGAUCAUCUCCAGUUUUGUCGUUCUCUUUGUCUCACUCGAAGAAGAGUUUGAAUCAUCAGCAGUAGCGACUGGCUGGAUGGGGUCCAUGGCGUGGGGAGUAGCAGCAAUGUUCUCUCCCUUCUCCGCCUUGAUGUUCCUUCGCUGGGGGCACCGGCCCAUCGCCCUUCUGGGGGUUCUCUGCUGUUCAGUUGGGCUUCUCGUCACAUCGUUCCUGUCCAAUCUCUGGUACAUGUACGUGUCCUUUGGCUUCGUCUUUGCAGCGGGAACGAACAUGUUGAACAAUCCUGCUUUUCACCUUACCGCGCUCCAUUUUCCAGGCAAAAAGGGGGUCCGACCCUUCGCCUUUGUAAACCUAAGCGGCGGUGUCGCCAUUUUGGCAGGUGCUCCGCUCAUCGAUGUUUGCAUAAAAUCCCUCGGAUGGCGCAUCACUUAUGCAAUAUUUUCAGGCAUCCUUUUUGUUGUGUGUCUACCUUUAUGCUACUUCUAUAAGAUACCCUCUGCCUCCCAUAGCAACCUGAAUGAGGAAGAAAUGAAAUAUACUGAUUGCAAGCCAGAUGGAGCAUCAAAUAGCACAAAGGACAUUGGACAUGGGCAUGGUCUGGUGCAGUCUAGUUCCUUCGUUUGUUUGGCAAAAGAGACAUGUGAGCAUGACGCGGAAAAUGAACGUGAGUUAGAAAAUGAAACAGAGACGACCACAAGAACGAGCCAUCAAUACAAGCAGCUCGCUGAAAGGGACGAAACGUCUUCAUCAGGGGUGAGAACAUGCUUCUGCAACCACCAGAGACGCCACGUAGAUUCAAAGCCAAAACAUCCAUCAAGUCAGUGUGAACUGGAAGACCUCUCAUGCGCGCAGGGAAAAACUGCAUACCCCGACGUAGGGAGUAGCUCUAUAGGCGUGGUCGAAGAUUCGGAUCGUCCACGUGACGCGAUGGAGGUUAAUGACUGCGUCUUCGAGGCGGUAGAUGAAAGUUGCUUGGAUAGAAAGUGCGCCUUCAUGAAAGUCCCGGGUUUGUGGAUGGCCACCUUUGGGACGAUGACAACGUCGGCAGCGUCUGUUUUCAAUGUCAUCAAUUUGGUGAGCUAUAUGCAGCUGAUUGGUCUGAACGACAGGACCUCGGUCUUACUCAUCAUGGGGAUAGGUCUAGCUGAAAUGUUCGGCAGGAUCGUCUAUUUUCUGAUUGGGUCCAGUCUUCCGGUCGCCGGGAUGACGACCAUGUCCGCUGUGAACCUUGCCGGGGCUGCGUUGUCGCUCUGCCUCGCUCUUAUCCCGAGAUUAGAAACUAUCAUUACUUACAUCAUAGUUGCAGGUAUAGCCCGUGGAAUAUUCUACACCAUCAACCUACCGUCGUGUCUGGAGUUAUUUAAAGGGUUGGAUAGCGCUGUCGUUAUAGCCUGGAUGAUGGUGGGAAACGGUUUUGGUGGCCUCUUGUCAUCGACCUGCGGAGGUCUGAGUGUAGAUAUCACAGGCUCCUACAAGGUAGCCUUCUUCACCUGUGCGGGUCUCUACUUCACGUCUUUUCUCAUUUUCGGUAGUCUACGGCUCUGGCCAAGAAUGUUCAUCAAAGAUAAAUUUACAACUCCUCGAAACUGACCGACGUCUGUCUGAAACUGUAGACACCCAUUUUUCCCAGGAAUCUUGGAAAUCCGGGAAGAUCUAGGCCUUGUGUAGUAUAGGCCAGAAGCAUGUUCGGAAGUUGCCACCCCAUUUUAUACAUAUUAUUUGACCCCUCAAUGUUGCAUAGACCAUCAACUUCAUUCAAAGAGGUUGUUAGCCUGACCGUAGAUGGCGGGUUAUGAUUGACUACGGUGGAUUUUUUUAACGUGUGAGAUGCCUCCUUUGUUCAGCAAGAAAUUUGAAUGUUCACCACGGAAAAUCAGCCAAAAAAUGUCCGUACUCUUGAAUGUUCGAAACCCUGGAUACCUGACGAAGUGGUAACAUUAAAUCGCGUACUGUUUGCUGCACAGCGCCAUCUCAUGUCAACUUGCCAACAUUGCAGAGGACUCGAUGCGGAAAACCUGCUUGGGAUCGGAAGCAGCGACUUACGGCGUCACACUGCUUGUACAUCUGACCUAAGAUAUGGCGCUAGGGGGAUUUUGCAGUGGAGCUUCAAGGAAAGUAUGGCAUUAAUAUUGCUGACCUUCGCAGCAAAGCAGGAUUCAACGAUAUGUUUAUGGAAAAGUGUCACCAUCACAAUCCUAUCUUCACUAUAGCGACAAAUGCAAAACAGUAUUAAACAUGUAACAUUGAAAUAAUAACUGGCAAUAAGUAUAAGGUGCUUCAACUUACAGAAGUAUCAACGUUGUUGAAGAGUGGACAUUUUGAAUAUUUAACAUUAUAAAGAAUUUUACCUCAGAUUGAAAUAAACAUGACUGUAAUAUAUAUAUAUAUAUAUGAACAUAUUUUUGGGUGUUAUAUAUUCCAUGAAAAGUCUAUAUUAUUGUACAUAUAUUUCAUAUUUCUUAACUUAUCCAUAAUCAAUAUAUAAGCUUUUUAAUGCUGCAAUUGGAAGGUUUAAGACUUUUUAAAAUUUAACAUUUUUAACCAUGACCUGAAUAAAGACAUUGGCUACACUCAGGCACUGCUUUGGCCGGAAAAAAUGGAUUUAGUCCGCUAAGCGCAUUGUUCUAUUUGUGUUUUGGUUUAGUUUGUCUUAGCUUACUAUAUGUACACAUUUUUAUCUGGAUUUUACUAUACAGUUCCACUUGUUUAUUUGUGAAGGGAACCUUACUUACAAGCUCAAGCUUCUUUCGAGUUCCCUAACCAUUUUAUAACCAUGUCAAAUAUGUUUUGAAAUGAAAUGAAAUGAAAGUGAUAAUGAGCAACGUUCAAAUUCUUCUUCUAAAGUACAAAAAACAAAUGAUAAUGAAUACAUUGGCUUUUGCUGUUCUUAACCUAUCCUAAGCAACAGAACCUUAUUAUCAAAAACUCUUCCGACCAAGAAAAACUAUCUUGUUUAAUAAAAACAUAAAAUAUUAGGGCUUUAAACAAGUAGUGAAGGCAAAGUGAUACCUUGUUAUUCCAAGGUAUCAGUAUAUAUUGGUCAUUAUAAAGGUAUAACAAGACUUAAAGGUCCCAGUAUUUUAAAAAAAAAAAAAAAAAAUUGUCGAUACGACAAGGUUACGAGGGUCCACUGUAUUUAAAUGUUUUUGUUCUUGCCUAAUUGGAAUUUCAUAUUUUUACCCAUUUAAUUCAAAGUAGAAUUGAUUUAAAAUCAUUUUCAUACAAGAGCUGUUCCUGUUUGAAGUCAUACCAAAGCCCUAUGGCCUCUUCAGACCUCUAUUAAAAAGAUUAUUGAAAAAUGUAAUAUUGUUGUUAUUAAAUGCAUAUUUUAUGGAACAUAUGUAUAUGAACAUAAUUUAUACAUGAAUUUUCUUACCCUUUGCAAUAACAAGUUUAAUAGUCUUAAAAAUUAUGUUAUGAGUCUCAUGUUAUGCCAUGUGUUGUGUUUUUUAAUGGAAAUGUGAAUAAACUAACUCAAUACACUCAA
Molecule: messenger RNA, 3944 nt
Organism: Strongylocentrotus purpuratus (purple sea urchin)
Lineage: Eukaryota; Metazoa; Echinodermata; Echinoidea; Camarodonta; Strongylocentrotidae
Product: monocarboxylate transporter 5
Exons: 7
Coding region: 371-2047 (558 amino acids)
Biological process (GO): transmembrane transport
Molecular function (GO): transmembrane transporter activity
Source: RefSeq, a predicted model, not a curated record